This is a messenger RNA of Coffea eugenioides, 2124 nucleotides long. Its product is annotated as serine carboxypeptidase-like 7. Gene Ontology annotation, biological process: proteolysis; secondary metabolic process. Gene Ontology annotation, molecular function: serine-type carboxypeptidase activity; acyltransferase activity, transferring groups other than amino-acyl groups. Bases 208 to 1668 code for a protein of 486 amino acids. The record is from RefSeq and is a predicted model, not a curated record. Lineage: Eukaryota; Viridiplantae; Streptophyta; Magnoliopsida; Gentianales; Rubiaceae. The transcript has 14 exons.
AGAAGAGCACCUCGUACUUCCUCCUACCUAGGUAAUUGAAUAGGCACGUUUGGACUCUGAAGGAGCCACAGUUUUUAAUCUAUUUAUUAUGGAAAGAAGAUGUGAGAAGAAACAGCCAGAGUGAGCGUCAGUGCCGGGCAUCAGCAGAAUUGUAAGCAUAUCCAUUGUUGGAGUUGGAAAACUACAGUUACUCCGCCAAGUAAAGAGAUGACAGAACAUGUUAGGCCAAGCUGCUCAACUGGGAAGCUGCGCAUUCUCAUUCGAUCCUCUCUCUUCAGCUACCUGAUUUUGCCGCUAGUUCUUGUGCAAUUAUGUUCAAACCUUGCUUCGGCUGGUUCCCCUGUUAAGUUUCUCCCAGGAUUCGAAGGACCUCUGCCAUUUGAACUCGAAACCGGGUAUAUAGGAGUUGAUGAAUCAGAGGAUGUGCAGCUUUUCUACUACUUUGUCAAGUCAGAGUCCAGUCCUGAAACAGACCCUCUUGUGCUCUGGUUGACUGGAGGCAAUUGCUGCACCUCAUUCUCUGGGCUUGCUUAUGAGAUAGGGCCAAUAAAAUUCGAGCAAGUGCUGUACCAUGGGACUUUGCCCAAGUUGCUGUUAAAUCCCUAUUCUUGGACUAAGGUGGCAAGCAUAAUAUUUGUCGAUUUGCCAGUGGCAAGUGGUUUUUCUUAUGCAAGGACUGCAAAAGCUUCUCAGUCCACAGUUUUACAAGCCUGUAACCAAGCCUACGAAUUUCUUAGAAAGUGGCUGGUUGAUCAUCCAGAGUUCAUUUCCAGUCCAGUCUAUAUUGGUGGAGACUCGUACUCAGGGAUUACUGUACCAAUUGUCACUCAAAUUAUAUCAGAUGGAAAUGAGGUCGGUAUUGAGCCACAUAUCAAUCUUAAGGGAUACAUACUAGGAAAUCCUUCCACCACUCCAGGUGAUGGAAACUAUGCAAUCCAAUUUGCUCAUGGGAUGGGGCUAAUUUCUGAUGAGCUCUAUGAGUCCUUGAAGCUUUCCUGUAAAGGAGAAUAUCGAAACAUAGAUCCCAGCAAUGCCCCCUGCUUGCGAAAUAUGCAGGCAUACAAUCAGUUACUUAGUAACAUUAACGAGGGACAUAUUCUGGAGCCUGACUGUCCUUAUGCUUCCCCAAAGCCAAACAAUUUAUUCACUGGCAGGAGAUCAACUAUUCAAGUGUUCUGUAAGAAGACUCGAGAGCUGAAAAUUCAGGAACUUUCUGCACGAUUUACGUGUCGUAUGGAUGGAUAUAGACUUGUUUAUCAUUGGGCUAAUGACGAGAGUGUUCAAAAGGCCCUCCAUGUCCGGAAGGGGAGUAUUGGAGAAUGGAUAAGAUGCAACUGUCGCUACCCGUAUAUAAGGAAUAUAGGAAAUAGUUUGCCAUACCAUGCAAACCUCAGCAUUAGAGGCUACAGAUCUCUGAUAUACAGUGGUGACCAUGAUAUGCUUGUGCCACAUUUUGCAACUCAAGCAUGGAUAAAAUCUCUUAAUUAUUCCAUAAUAGAUGAUUGGCGCCAAUGGAUUCUACAGGGCCAAGUUGCCGGUUAUACGAGGACCUACGCAAAUAAGAUGACGUUUGCAACAGUAAAGGGAGGAGGCCAUAUUCCUCCUGAGUACAAGCCUGCUGAAUGUCAAGCAAUGUUUGAAAGGUGGAUAUCUCAUCAGUCUCUAUAAGCAAAAGGUCCAGUCCUAAGUAUGGCUGCAACUUGCAUCCCAAACUUCGCUGUCUAAGUUAUGUUUAUUUUCAAGGGGCUGCUUUCUUAUCAAAAUAGACUGAAAAAAGAACACAAAUAAAAUGUAGUCGAAGCUGGAGUCACCAAGAGGUGAGGUAGCGCGAGGUUGGAGUUCUAAACUAAGCAAGCCCUGCAAUUCCUUUAUAGAUUAAUUAACAAGACGUGGAUAUGAAGCACGUCUUAUCUAUGCAAAGAAUUUCCAGAUUGUGCUGAUGAUAUUCGUUGAUUAACGCUCUGCUUUAUUCAGCCAAAUAUUGCUUGUAAUCGGUUACGGCUUGAAAGUUGGAACUGGGGAUCAUGCAAUUCAUAUGAUCAACUGCCAAGAGGCUUGUUGAGCAUUUAUAAUUUGCGAAAGAAGGUUGGUAUAGAGCUGCUGCUUUGUCCUUUAUCAUUAUCA